This is a messenger RNA of Saccostrea cuccullata (small rock oyster), 2576 nucleotides long. RefSeq names its product cubilin-like. The record is from RefSeq and is a predicted model, not a curated record. Bases 1 to 2424 code for a protein of 807 amino acids. The transcript has 12 exons. NCBI's taxonomy places the organism in Eukaryota, Metazoa, Mollusca, Bivalvia, Ostreida, Ostreidae.
AUGGUCCUCCCCACCUUUAAUGGUUACUAUAGAAACAACAUGGACUGUACGUAUGUUUUCCGACAACCGGAAGGAAAACGAGUCGCCAUCACCUUCACCCAGUUCAACCUUCAGCAGAGGAAUGCCGACGGGAAGUGUAUGGAUUAUGUUCAGAUUUCUGAUUCUGGGUCCACACUACCGAUAGCUGAACAUUGUGGAAUCAUAUCCUCCCCUUUCACAGUGACCUCGACCUUUAAUGAACUCUCUGUUCGGUUUUAUUCUGAUGCUUACACACAAGGAACAGGAAUCAGUAUUUCCUAUAUUCAAGUUGAACCCUGUGGCGGGAAAUAUGAAUUGCUGGAAGGUCGCUUCUUCCCCCCGGUUUACAGCAACCUAUACUCCGCCAACGAGAACUGUGACUUUCAUAUACAGACUUAUACCGGAAGUAAAAUUAUGGUUGCCUUUAGCAAAUUUAGACUAGAGAAUAACUGGGCAGCUAGUUGUGUGGACUAUUUAGAGAUCGUUGACCCGUUUGCUUUCGAACACCAAACUCUAUCAAACGGGGAUCCACAUGAUCACGUCCUGGAGAACAGCCACAAACAUUACUGCGGCGCCACUUUCCCGCCAAACACGCUUUACCAUGGCAAUGAGCUAUUCAUCAAGUUCCGAUCGGACGGGACGGUGGAGACUGAGGGGUUCGUCUUAGAGUGGGCAGCGUGUGGUGGUAAAAUAACCGACCAUUACGGUGAAAUCAAGUCACCGGAACUCUACCUCGCGCAUGCGUUUGAUAUAACAUGCGAGUACACUAUAGAACCACUAGAUGUGGAAUCCUUUUUUGUGCAGUAUAAAUCAGAGUACACUCAGUCAAGCGCCUGUGAUAAUGCUUUAAAGGUUGAAGAAAUUGGUCCCCAGAACAGUACACUGCUAAAUCUUCCAUGUUCAAAUGAGGGAAAUGGACUGUUACAAACUGGAGCCAAGAAAUUAAAGCUAACCUUUAAUCAGGCACUCGGAAGACCUCGUGGUUUUAAGUAUAGUCUUAUAUGGACAGCUUGUGGCAGCCGGGUUACCACGCCUACAGGCAAAAUUCGAUCACCAUUUUGGCCUGGAUUUUAUCCAAUUAAACGAUCGUGCUCUUACGUCAUAGACAGCGUGUCUGGAAGCAAUGUUGUGUUGGAUUUCUUGAACUUAAAUCUUGUAAAAACUGGCACCUGUGAAGACUAUAUACAGAUCCACAAUGGUGUUGACGAAAAUUCUCCAUUGUUAAGAGUGGUGACCGGAAGUACGAUCCCAGAAACAACGAUAUCGACAACCAGUCGUAUGUUCGUUAAGUUUGUAGCCCAGUGUGACGUCAGCUCGGAGGGAUUUCAGGCCAAAUGGAGUGUGUGUGGAGUGACAUUGAGUGAAGAAUCGGGAGAAAUUAUGUCCCCUAGUUAUCCUAAGAAUUACAUCCGGGACAUUGUCUGCAGUUACACCAUCACUCAAUACCCAGGAAGGAUAACCUCUCUUACUUUCAUAGAUUUCGAUGUCGGAUCCAAAGUGGACGGGUCGUGUAUCGAUGAUUAUGUAGAGAUCAGAGAUGGAUUUUUUCGACAGUCUACUUUGUUAGGAAAGUAUUGCGGUAAAUUACAAAGAUUCACCAUCAAUUCCACAAGUAACACCCUUAACCUUAUAUUGGUAUCCAGUAGCAACCAAAACAUCCGGUACGGAGGGUUCAAGGCCAUAUACAAAUCCAAUGUCAAAGAGACGAUGUUAACUUCUACAGCGGCAUCACCAAACUUCACAGUUAUCUACAAAGGACUAACUGCGGAUCAACAAAAUUUACUGGAUCUGGAUAUAGCGCUCAUCUGUACCUUAUCCAUUAUCAUCGUUAUUCUCAUUGUUGUUAUCCUCGUCCUCUUACUACUGAAAAGAAAGAACAAACCACCUUUGAUUGUACAAGAGCAAAAGGUUGAAGUUUCGAACUCUUCACGCAAUGAUGGCGUGUUAAAUUACCGUGAUAACACUCAACUGUUAGACAUUUACAACAAAGUUGAUUCGCCUAGCCAUCAAAACAAAGAUGACGUGAAAGCAGAAAUUAACCUUACACUACAACAACAGCUAAGAGAACAACAGAGACGCAAAAGUACAGGAAGUCACGUGACUCGUGACGUGUACGUACAGCCGCUAAGAAAGCCUCUGCAGGAAAAGAUUCAAGAAUCCACGGAAUUCAAAGCUACCUCUCCGUCCAGUGUGGCGAGUUACAAACAAACUGCUGACAACUACGCUCAGAUGACAGAGACAUUUAAAGAGGACACUUUUGAUUUGGAUAACUACACCAAAGUCGACCCACGUGCUAAAAGCCCCGUCCUUAAAUUUUCUACAAGCAAGAAAGGAUAUGCGAACGAUACUUACGAUGACGUAGAAAGCACAAGAGCAAAGACAUCCUCUGAAAUGAUGUACCUGUAGUAGGAAAAAACCCAUAUGAACCUUAGCAUUUCAAUAUGCACUAAAUAUUCAUUCAGUGAUGGAGGACACGUUAACUUACACAUCUGCCUGCUUUGACCUUGAAUAUACUUUGGAGGUAUAUGUACAUGACUCAGACAAUAAAGAAAAAUCAA